This is a messenger RNA of Lolium perenne, 3340 nucleotides long. RefSeq lists its product as uncharacterized. Gene Ontology annotation, molecular function: protein binding. The record is from RefSeq and is a predicted model, not a curated record. NCBI's taxonomy places the organism in Eukaryota, Viridiplantae, Streptophyta, Magnoliopsida, Poales, Poaceae.
UCCAAAGAGGAAGUGAGUCCAUGCAGAUUCUCUCUCGCCAUCGCCAUGGCCGUCUCCCCAAGUUCUCGUCCUUCUCCACCACCACCACAUCCAACGCCCCGCCUCCACCUCCCGUUCCUACCUCCGAUGCCACCUCCCGCAUCUCCUCGCUCGGCGACCACGACCCGGGCGCGCUCGCGCCCGACGAUGCCAUCGUGGCGCUCUCCUCCGUCGCCGAUUCCGAUGGCUCCGCGGCGGCACUCGCGCUCUUCCGCCGCCUGGCGUCCCGCUCAGACGUGCGCCAACUCAUGCGCCUCUACGUCACCGCCGCGACCACCUUCGUCGCGAGGGGCAGCCUCCCCAUGGCGCACGAGGCCAUGCGCCGGAUGGUCGCCGCCUUCGCCGAGGCAGGUCGGCUCCCGGAGGCCGCGGACAUGGUCUUCGAGAUGCGCAGCCACGGUCUGCCGUUCUGCGUCGAAACAGCCAACUGGAUCCUUAGAGCUGGGAUUGACACCGGGAACUUCGUCUAUGCGCGCAAGGUGUUCGAUGGAAUGGUGACGCGUGGCGGGGUGUGCCCCGACGCUCGCAGCUUCCGGGCGCUGGUCUUGGGGUGCUGCAGGGAAGGACAGGUGGAAGACCUGGACGCCUUGCUGACAGCAAUGUGGGAGCAGGGGUUCUGCCUGGACAACGCGACAUGCACGGUGCUCGUGCGGACCUUCUGCAAGAAGGGACGGUUUAGGGAUGUGUCCGAGUUCUUCAGGAGGAUGCUGGAGAUGGGAACGCCGCCCAAUGUGGUCAAUUACACCGCGUGGAUUGAUGGUCUGUGUAAAAGAGGACACGUCAAGCAGGCGUUCCAUGUACUGGAGGAGAUGGUCAGAAAAGGGUUGAAGCCGAACGUGUACACACACACAUCGUUGAUUGACGGGCUCUGUAAGAUUGGGUGGACGGAGAGGGCAUUCCGGCUUUUCUUGAAGCUCAUCAAGAGUAGUUCAUACAAGCCGAAUGUGCAUACAUACACUGUGAUGAUUAGAGGGUACUGUAAAGAGGGCAAGCUUGCUCGAGCAGAGAUGCUGCUGGGAAGGAUGGUUGAGCAGGAGUUGGCGCCAAACACAAACACAUACACUACGCUUAUUAGUGGGCACUGCAAAGGAGGCAGCUUUGAUCGUGCCUUUGAGCUCAUGAAUAAGAUGACUAGUGAAGGUUUCCUGCCCAACAUUUACACAUACAAUGCUGUCAUUGAUGGCCUCUGCAAGAAAGGUAAAAUUCAAGAGGCCUACAAGGUGCUCCGGAGGGCCACUAGUCAAGGGCUUGAGCUUGAUAAGGUGACAUAUACUAUACUGAUAACUCAACACUGCAAACAAGGUCACAUAACAUAUGCUCUAGAUUUGUUCAACAGGAUGGUGGAAAAUGGUUGCCAUCCUGAUAUAGAAACAUACACCACCCUUAUAGCUACAUAUUGUCAGCAGAGACAAAUGGAAGAAAGCCAAAAGCUGUUUGACAAGUGUCUUGCGACAGAAUUAGUGCCAACCACACAAACUUAUACCUCAAUGAUUGCAGGCUAUUGUAAAGUUGGCAAAUCAACAUCGGCUUUGAGGGUCUUUGAGAGAAUGGUUCAAAAUGGAUGCCUCGCUGACUCUAUAACUUAUGGUGCUCUAAUAAGUGGGCUCUGCAAGGAAUCGAGGCUAGAGGAAGCACGGUCAUUAUACGAGGGCAUGCUUGAUAAAUGUUUGGUGCCAUGUGAAGUAACUCCUGUCACUUUAGCCUUUGAAUAUUGCAGGAGGGAGAAGACAAGUGUUGCUGUAUCGAUAUUGGAUAGAUUGGAUAAACGGCGACAGACUCACACAAUAAGCGUGCUAGUUAGAAAGCUCAGUGCUGCAGGAAAUGUGGAUGAUGCAAGUCUUUUCCUGAAACGUGCUUUGGACCAGGAUUGGGCUGUUGACCAUGUGACUUAUACUGGCUUCAUUAAUUCAUGCUACACCAACAAUAGAUACGCCCUAGCUUCUGAAGUAUCUGAUAAGAUCUCGAAAAGAAUCACCAGCUUUCAAGAAAACAAUGCUGUAGUCUAGCUUAAUUAGGAAGAUUGGAAGAUCAAUCCAAUAGCUUGCACUGAUAUGGAAGAAAUAUUCUACAGGAGGUGCUCAUUGUUCUUCAGCGGUUGCAAUGCUAAUCAAAUGAUUGUAAAACUGCCAGGUCUAUGUGACCUGAUUUUAGUCAGUGUACUGGGUGAGAGACCCAAGAACUGCUUGAUGACAUAAAUGGCGUGUGCAUAAACAUGUGAAAAGAAAGAAGGAGAACAAGUCUAUGUUGGAGAUAUUCAACAAAGUCCAUAUGCCUGCUAUAUGAAGGUCACACAUUUUCUACAAUAUGAAGGCUCUGAUACGCAGAUGGACCUGAUGCUUCUUAUCUGAACCACGCUCAUUGCUGAUGUUGGUUUCUUUCGUCGUUCUUAACUAACCCAGAUAUAACAACAGUUGAGCCGCGUGUACCUGUGGUUUGGAUGCUUGUUUCCUGCUAGGGCUCUUAUCCUAAUUCUCAAUGUCAAGCUAGUUGGACAUCAGAAAAUCUGCUGCAAAAAUUGGGAGCGGGCCAGUUAAAAUAUCUAACAGUUGCAAAUAAUAUCGUGAGAAGUCUCCUUGAAUGAAAGAACGACCUGAAAACUGGCCAAAGCAGAUGAGGGUGCUCAUGACUCCGGGAAUUCAUGCCUUGUCAGGAAAAUCUUGAUGCUUGCUGGUAUUUAAGGAAACUAGUAUUGCCUAAGCAAUCAUGUUGAUUAUACAGUGUCAUCUGCGCCACAGUUGGUAACUGAAGUGGAGAUUUCUUUGAUUCUUUCUCAUGUCUUGACCUCCUUUUAUGUGUUCUCACUGUACAUGUUUGGUGUUGAGCUCCAUAUGACCAUUGCUUGUAUUUACACAUGUUCCCUUGUAUAAUAAUUAAUAACUAAUUAGUAAUAUCUUGAUUCUUGUUUGUUGGUUUUAUCUUCAUUGAUGGUCACCUUCAUUCCUCCAAUCACCCUUAAAAUUCCAGAUUUUCCUUUGUGGAAAACAUUGCUGUGCAGUUGUCUUAGGCUAUUGUUUGUCAGUUUAUUUAUCUCUAGUUAGGAUUUUGAAAGAUUAAUAACAAGUAAUAAGGUUAAUAAAAAGCCGUAUGCAUCAAUUGAUGCAGAGGCUGGGACAAGUUUCCAUUUCGAAAACAAAGGAUUUUGAAAGAUGCAUGCUGGAAUUUUGACUAAACUUUUCAAGAAAUUAUGUGGCUUAUCUAACAAGCAACUAUAGUCAUACACAUAUCAGAAAAUUUCAUGUGCACACAGAUAAAAUCAACUAUACAUAGAUUAGUAAUGUGUGAGCUAUAUGUAGAAGCACAA